GCCGCUACCACCGGGCGGAUCCGCGCGUCUGCCGGAGCUUCUUUCGUCGUCUUACUUUCGUGGCCCGGAGCAGGGACAUUAUGCCGAAGAGAAAGUCUCCAGAGGGUGCUGAAGGCAAGGAUGCAGCAAAAGUAACUAAACAAGAGCCCACAAGACGAUCAGCAAGAUUGUCAGCUAAACCUGCUCCGCCAAAACCUGAACCCAAACCAAGGAAAACCACAAAGAAGGAACCUGGGACAAAGGCCAACAAAGGUGCUAAAGGGAAGAAGGAUGAAAAGCAAGAAGCUGCAAAGGAAGGUACUACACCAUCUGAAAAUGGUGAAAAUAAAGCUGAAGAGGCUCAGAAAACUGAAUCUGUAGGUGACAAGAAUGAAUGAAAUGUCAUGAAAAAAAA
Molecule: messenger RNA, 394 nt
Organism: Indicator indicator
Lineage: Eukaryota; Metazoa; Chordata; Aves; Piciformes; Indicatoridae
Gene: HMGN3
Product: high mobility group nucleosomal binding domain 3
Exons: 6
Coding region: 81-377 (98 amino acids)
Biological process (GO): chromatin organization
Cellular component (GO): chromatin; nucleus
Molecular function (GO): nucleosomal DNA binding
Source: RefSeq, a predicted model, not a curated record